AUAUAUAAUUUAAUUCUGAGAAACUAAAAAAUACAUUUCACGAAGGAUUUUUUCCGAUCUACUUGUCCGGCUAUUCACCGAUUUAGAUCUAAUCCUGAGGUUUCCUUUGGCCUAUUGAGGAUUCCGAGAAUGAGACAACGGCAACUAUUUUCCGGCUUUUUGCUUCUCUUAGCUUUCGUUUCGUUCCAGAAGCUUUGCUACUGUGACGAUCAAACGGUUCUUUAUGAGUCUUUCGAUGAGCCUUUUGAUGGUCGCUGGAUCGUUUCGAAGAAUAGUGAUUACGAAGGUGUAUGGAAGCAUGCAAAGAGUGAAGGACAUGAAGAUUAUGGACUUCUCGUGAGUGAGAAGGCUAGAAAGUAUGGGAUUGUGAAAGAGCUUGACGAGCCUCUAAACCUCAAGGAGGGAACUGUUGUUCUUCAGUACGAGGUUCGUUUCCAGGAAGGACUUGAGUGUGGAGGUGCUUACUUGAAGUACCUCCGUCCUCAAGAAGCUGGAUGGACACCUCAGGGAUUCGAUAGUGAAUCCCCUUACUCUAUCAUGUUUGGGCCUGACAAGUGUGGAGCUACAAACAAAGUGCAUUUCAUCUUAAAGCACAAGAAUCCCAAGAGUGGCGAGUACGUUGAACACCAUCUGAAGUUCCCUCCCUCUGUUCCUUAUGACAAGCUUUCCCAUGUCUACACCGCCAUCUUGAAACCCGACAACGAGGUUAGGAUUUUGGUUGAUGGAGAGGAGAAGAAAAAGGCCAAUUUACUCUCUGGUGAAGACUUUGAGCCUGCAUUGAUCCCUGCCAAGACCAUCCCUGACCCUGAAGACAAGAAACCAGAAGACUGGGACGAAAGAGCCAAGAUUCCCGAUCCAAAUGCCGUGAAACCUGAUGACUGGGAUGAGGAUGCACCCAUGGAGAUCGAAGAUGAGGAAGCUGAGAAACCCGAAGGAUGGUUAGAUGAUGAGCCUGAGGAGGUCGAUGACCCCGAAGCGACCAAGCCUGAAGAUUGGGAUGAUGAGGAAGAUGGUAUGUGGGAGGCUCCUAAGAUUGACAACCCCAAAUGUGAAGCAGCACCAGGUUGUGGUGAAUGGAAGAGACCAAUGAAGAGGAAUCCUGCUUACAAGGGAAAAUGGAGUUCACCUCUUAUUGAUAACCCGGCUUACAAGGGAAUCUGGAAACCCAAAGAUAUUCCUAACCCUGACUACUUUGAGCUAGACAGACCCGAUUACGAACCCAUUGCAGCCAUCGGUAUUGAGAUCUGGACAAUGCAAGAUGGUAUCUUGUUUGACAACAUCUUGAUAGCGAAGGACGAGAAGGUCGCUGAGACUUACAGACAGACCACUUGGAAGCCCAAAUUCGAUGUUGAGAAAGAGAAACAAAAGGCAGAAGAGGAAGCUGCUGGCUCUGCAGAUGGUCUCAAGAGCUACCAGAAGGUUGUUUUCGACCUCUUGAACAAGGUUGCAGAUUUAUCUUUCCUAAGUGCCUACAAGUCUAAGAUCACGGAACUGAUUGAGAAAGCUGAGCAACAACCAAACUUAACCAUUGGUGUCCUCGUCUCCAUUGUGGUUGUAUUCUUCUCGCUCUUCCUCAAGCUUAUCUUUGGUGGCAAAAAGGCGGCACCUGUGGAAAAGAAGAAACCAGAAGUAGCAGAGAGUUCAAAGAGUGGGGAUGAGGCGGAGAAGAAGGAAGAAACCGCGGCACCACGCAAAAGGCAACCGAGACGUGAUAAUUAGAACAAGUUUUUAAGUAGUUUUCGAAGAUGUGAAAGGAAAGUUGAGUUUCUCUGUUUUUGGUUUUGGGUUGAAUGUUGUUUUCUGCUGUAGCCUAUAAUGGUGUAACACCAAGUUUGGGAAUUUUUUCUCUUUCGGCGAAGAAAAGUAGGAAGGAAUAUGUAAGUGAAUGAAGACGCUUUCUUGACAGCCCUAAAUUGUAGUUUCUGUUUCUUCUUUCAUCCCCUUUAAUAGUAACUUGUUACUCCAAA
Molecule: messenger RNA, 1967 nt
Organism: Arabidopsis lyrata subsp. lyrata
Lineage: Eukaryota; Viridiplantae; Streptophyta; Magnoliopsida; Brassicales; Brassicaceae
Product: calnexin homolog 1
Exons: 6
Coding region: 130-1719 (529 amino acids)
Biological process (GO): protein folding
Cellular component (GO): endoplasmic reticulum; endoplasmic reticulum membrane
Molecular function (GO): calcium ion binding
Source: RefSeq, a predicted model, not a curated record